AUGCCCGAUCUCGGAUUUGACCCACUCAACCGCGAACCGCCAGCUACUGAACUGGUAUCAUCGUUUCUCACUACAAAAGAUGCCUACGACCGCAACCAUGGAGGCAUACCAGAGAUAGAGGCGUCGAAACACCAUGUGCGAGUCGAUGGCGCAGUGCAGGAUAUAUUGGACCUGUCAAUAUCUGACCUGGAAGCCUUGCCUCAACAUACUGUCGUCUCUGCGCUUCAAUGUGCUGGCAUCAGAAGACACACUAUGCGUACAGCCAUCAAGGAGGUUCAGGGUAUUGACUGGUUCGACGGAGCAGUCAUGAACUGCAAAUGGCGGGGUCCGAGAUUGAAAGACAUUCUGGAACAGGCAAAGGUGAUUCUUACCAAGGAAGAAAAAGGCCAUGUAGCAUUUGCAAGCCAUGCGCAGCCAUGUCAGGAGGACGAUUGGUACGGAGCCUCGAUAGAUCUUGAAAGGGCACUGGAAGAAGACAAAGAUGUGAUAUUGGCACUUGAGGUGAGACGAUGUGAUGGCCAAACACAUGAUACAUUGAUGGCUGACUUUCUCAGNAUGAAUGGCAAGCAACUUACCAAAGAGCAUGGAUUUCCUGUUCGAGUGGUGGUUCCCGGUAUUGCUGGUGCUCGGAGUGUGAAGUGGCUAGAUCGGAUCACAGUGCAGACGAUGGAGAGUUCCAAUUACUAUCAACAACAUGACUACAAGAUCCUUCCGCCGGAAGCAGUGGACAGCGAAUCUGCAGAGAAGUAUUGGGACACAACGCCAGCACUUCAGACUAUGCCGAUCAACAGUGCGAUCGCAGUACCAGAACCAGGAUCGAGAGUGGAAAGGUCAGCAGAAGGUAAGGUGACAGUAAAGGGAUUUGCUUUGCCCAGUGGGGAUGGUGGAGCUGUGGUCAAAGUUGAAGUAUCCGGAGAUGAAGGAAAGACAUGGACAGAAGCAGAGAUCGAGCACGAUGCAGACGAAAGCAGGUGGUCGUGGAGGCUCUGGAAAGCAAGCCUUCCGAUGGAGGCAGGUGCAGGGCUGAAGAUGUUUAGCAGAGCGACCGAUGCAUCAGGCGAGACACAACCGGAAAGAUCGCAGUGGAAUUUGAGGGGCGUGGCAUACAACGGGUAUGGAGAGACGACAGACCUUGAGGUGGUGUAG
This is a messenger RNA of Aureobasidium uvarum, 1146 nucleotides long. The record is from the annotation of a GenBank genome assembly. Lineage: Eukaryota; Fungi; Ascomycota; Dothideomycetes; Dothideales; Saccotheciaceae.